This is a messenger RNA of Perkinsus marinus ATCC 50983, 570 nucleotides long. Its product is annotated as Nuclear transport factor, putative. Gene Ontology annotation, cellular component: nuclear pore central transport channel. The coding region runs from base 20 to 409 and encodes 129 amino acids. The record is from RefSeq and is a predicted model, not a curated record. The transcript is spliced from 4 exons. Gene Ontology annotation, biological process: protein import into nucleus. NCBI's taxonomy places the organism in Eukaryota, Perkinsozoa, Perkinsida, Perkinsidae.
CUUGUGAACCUCAUUUUCAAUGGCUCAGAUCAACCCUCAAUUUCAAGCCAUAGGCGACCAGUUCGUACAGCAGUACUAUCAGACCUUCGAUGCCAACCGAAGUCAACUAGGUCCACUCUAUGGAGAUUCGUCCAUGUUGACGUUCGAGGGGGAGCAAUUUCAGGGUGCUACCAACAUCGUGCAGAAGAUCGCCGGCCUUCCUUUCCAGAAGGUUAGACAUCAGAUCAUCAAGGCCGAUUGCCAACCCAAUCCCUCCAACAACGGUGUAAUCGUCUUCGUUACUGGUAAUCUCUAUGUCGAUGACAACGCCAAUCCUCUCAAGUUCGGACAGGUGUUUCAUUUGGCUCCCAACCCUAGUACUGGUGGCUUCUACUGCAUGAACGAUCUCUUCCGUCUCAACAUUGGUUAAGUGAUUACCGUUAUAUACUGCUAUACUUGCACGACGCCGAGGGAGGUGCUGGGAUUCGAACCUGAGGUCGUUUGAUUGUCCACACAGUAACCGUCUCAAUAUCUCGUUCCGCUGAAACUGUCUGUGAAUCUUCGCAGUUGAAGUGUGAGUUAUAUACUGUG